Messenger RNA from Pygocentrus nattereri (red-bellied piranha), 6832 nucleotides. RefSeq names its product pleckstrin homology domain containing, family H (with MyTH4 domain) member 1 (gene plekhh1). The record is from RefSeq and is a predicted model, not a curated record. Bases 893 to 5338 code for a protein of 1481 amino acids. Gene Ontology annotation, cellular component: cytoskeleton. NCBI's taxonomy places the organism in Eukaryota, Metazoa, Chordata, Actinopteri, Characiformes, Serrasalmidae. The transcript is spliced from 34 exons.
UACCGGCGUCAUUUGAUCCUGCCUCUGGCUCUUUAAAGGAAUGAAGGAUGAACUUAGUGAAUGGGGACCAGGAGCUGAGCACUGUGGCCGAGAGAAGGUUAAAGAAGCGCGAGCGAGAAUGAGCGCCUCGCAGCAGCAGGUCGCGUUCAGAAAGCAGCGCGAGUGAAAGAGUGAGGGAGUGAAGGAGCUCGGAGCUCUCAGCCCUCAGCCCUGCAGCCGCGAUGUGAUGAUGUGCCGGUUGGAGAAGCGGAGCGAGAGCGAGUAGAGAAAGGACGGCCGUAAGGACCCCAGGAGCCCUCAACAGGCCACUUGUGAAACCCUUUAGAAAAUGGCUGCCAGGCAGCCCCUCACAGGGGGAAAGCGGGAGAGAGGCCGAAAGAGAGAAAGACCCCCUCCUCCCUCGCUCAUAUCCGUAAUGGCACUGUCAUGCAGAAAGACUGCAUUGUGUAGGCCUGGAUCCUGUUUCUCCCGGGGCCUGUAAUUAAGAAGGGAUUGCAUGGGCUGGGAUAUUUGGGUGCUUGCUUCGGGGGAAGGGAUCGGUCUGGUUUGGUAAACUGUCUACAAAGCGCAUAGUUGGACCUGCCCUGCCGCUGCUGUCCUGGAGCCCUAUGCACGCUUACUGUUCAACACCCACACACAACCACAGAGUGCCAGCUCAGGCCCAGCUGGAGCUCGCCAGAAAACGCUGUCUGCUCUGCAUACGUUCGGAGAGGAAGAGAGAGAGAAGGAGAGGAUCUGAGAAAAAAAAGAAACCUUUUGUUUAGCGUCGUCAUUGUAGCAUUCAGUUUGCUUUUCUCCAGUUACCAAGGUGAUCCCUGAGAAGUGUGCUCUCCUUUUGACAGAAGGAAACAAUAAAAGGAGUGCAGGUUGCUACAUUGCUCUGUGGGCACAGAUGGCAGAGGUGAUGGAGGGUGGUGCAGCGGGUGCAGUGGUGACUGUGCCCAGUGCCAGUGUGGACUGGCAGAAGAGAUGUGUUGCUCUGGAGAUGCAGCUGCUCCGCUUCCGACUGCAGGCAGGCAAAAUCCGGCAGUUACUGGCUGAGAAGAUGCAAGAGCUGGAGCAGAGAGUGACCGAGGCUGACCAGCGGGCUGAGAAUGCUGAGAAACAGGUACAAAUAAUGGAAGAGAAGCUUAAAUCAGCAAAUGUGCAACCCAGCGAAUCAGAAAGCUCCUUAUACAGACGAUAUCAAGAGCUGACCAGUCAGAUGCAGGAAAAAGAUGUGAUGAUAAAGAGACUUGAAACACAGCUGGAAAAACAGAGUCUGGUUCGGGCCCAAGAAGCCAAGAUUAUAGAGGAGAAGGCAGCCAAAAUCAAAGACUGGGUCACGUUCAAGUUAAGAGAAAUGGAGAUGGAGAACCAGCAGUUAAAGAUAGCCAACCUGAAGCAGGCGGAGCAGAUUGUCCUACUCCAGGACAAGCUCCAAACUCUGCUGGAGAGACCCACAUCUCCUGCUUCUCCCCAGUCUCCAGUGCUUGAUGCUCACCUGGUUCCUUCCAGCCCCCUGCACCCCCCCAGCUGCCCUGGAACACCCCCAAUACAGGAUGAGGGCUGGAGACUGACAGGCUCACGCAUGCCUUUGUCCAGCUUUACUACAGAUGCUAAGAGGAAGGCCGUGGAUGGUUUAGACUCUCCUUACCACACUGCACCCAAACUCCUGCCUCUACAUGACAGAGGAGACAGUUCUCUGAAGCCUGGCCUGGCCAGAGGUGAUCCUGGAGCAGCAGAAGGGCAAGAUGGGCUGGAGCCUUCUGUGGCUGUGCCCCGGGAGAGGGGGAUGGGAGGUGGUUCAGACAGAGACCACUCCUCUGAUGAGCUCAACAGCAAGUUCCGCUCUCAGUGCCUUCGCUCUUCUUCUUCUUCUUCAUCUUCCUCUUCCUCCUCUGCCUAUGAGACCUCUGGCCCAAGUGGCUUUGACACACCUACCCCAACUCCCAAAAGCCCUCUUCCUAUGUGUGUCCCUUUUUCUGUGGGCCGCGGUCCUCAGUCAGGCACAAGUAUGACUUUGCCCAAAGUACGUACCCCUCUGACACCUCGGGACAGCAUCCAACUGGUAAAGAAGCACCACAGUCAGCCCCAGCCAGGGCUGGAGUGCCUCCACCAAGUCAACGUCAGCAUAGAUAUUGGAUCCUGCCUAGCCUCGUCGCGCCGCAGCCUGGCCCCAGCUUCUGUAUCGACACUGGGAGUGGAGGAGACUGACAUAGAUGAAGGGCCGCCCGAGACCAUGGAAGGGGUGGUGGAAGGUUCAGCUGCAGAAGCUGUGCCCCAUGAUGGAGUGUCAUUUGUGGGGUUGGCUGAGGAGCUGGAGAUGCUUGAUCCGGAGGCUUUGAAACCACCAACACCACCUCUGCACCGCUUUCCUUCCUGGGAGAGCCGUAUCUAUGCAGUGGCAAAAUCUGGCAUGAGAGUCUCUGAAGCAAGCCCUGGAGCCAGGAGUACAGGGAGAGUGAGAGGCCAGGACUUGUUUGAUGUCACUUCCUCUCACCUGGGGGAACACACACACACCUGUGCAGUGUCCACCCUGCCUCAGUACCCUGCAGCUGGUCCUUUCACACAUCUCAUCUACAAGAACAUCAGUGUGCCAGUCUACUCUACACUCAAAGGGAAAGCCACUCAGAUCAGCAGCGUUCCUCUCCCUGAUGAUGACUCGGGUUCAGAGGAUGACAGCAGCUCGCUGGCCAGCCUGCGCACCUCAGCAUUGGGGCCAGAGAGAAAAGGCAGCACCCCUGGAAGCCCUCGUGCCGCAAAAAGAGGGGUGUCUAUGUCUUCUGUCAGUUCAGAAAGUGAUUAUGCGAUCCCUCCAGAUGCCUAUUCCCUGGACAGUGACUACUCUGAGCCUGAGCAGAAAGUACAGCGCACUUCAUCAUACUCUUGCGAAAGUGUUGGACCUGAGACUCUAGAGAAGUCAGGCUAUCUGCUGAAGAUGGGCAGCCAGGUGAAGGCAUGGAAGAGGCGCUGGUUUAUCCUGAGGAAUGGAGAAAUCCUAUAUUAUAAAUCUCCAUGGUAUUGUGAUGGCACUUCCCCCAGCUGCUCUGUAUAUGGGCAGAGGACAUUGUUUAGCUGGGGUGCCACUGUGAGUGACGUGAUCCGAAAGCCUCAGGGUCAGAUUGAGCUAAACUCUUCCUGUCGUAUAGCCCGCGGAGAGGGGGCACAGACAUUCCAGUUAAUCACAGAAAAGAAGACAUUCUACCUGACUGCAGACUCCCCCAACAUCCUGGAGGAGUGGAUCAGAGUUCUUCAGAGCAUUCUUAAAGUCCAGGCUAGCGGACCCAUCACAGUAGAGAUGCAAACUAAGCCCACAGUGCGGGGCUGGCUGACUAAGGUUAAACAUGGCCAUUCAAAGCUAGUGUGGUGCACCUUAAUAGGGAAAGUGUUCUACUAUUACCGCAACCAGGACGACAAGUUCCCAUUGGGCCAGCUUCGUGUGCGAGAGGCACGAGUAGAGGAGGUGGACAGGUCAUGUGACUCUGAUGAAGAUUAUGAAGCAGGAGGGCGGGGCUUUCUUUCUUCUCACUGUACACUGGUGGUCCAUCCCAAAGAGCAAAGCCCCACCUACCUGCUCAUUGGCACCAAGCAAGAAAAAGACACCUGGCUGUACCACCUGACAGUGGCAGCAGGCAGCUGUGCUAGUCUUAAAGUGGGCACAGAAUAUGAGCAGGAGAUUGGCAAACUGCUGGAUUUGGAUGGAGACCCAGACUCUUUACUGUGGAAACAUGAGGUGCUGUGCUUCAGUAAGGAUGGCCUGCAAUCACCUCUGACCACUCUGCCCUCGGAGGCACUUCAAACAGAGGCCCUCAAACUCUUUAAGUCCUGUCAGCUAUUCAUCAAUGUUCUGGUGGAAGCGCCCUCCAUAGACUAUCAUACCUCACUGGCCCAGAGUGCACUACAGGUCUGUCUGACACACCCUGAGCUGCAGAAUGAGAUGUACUGUCAGCUCAUCAAGCAGACCAACUGCCGCACACCCAGCAACUACUCUCUCACACAGUGUUGGCAGCUGUUAUCGGUAUGUGUGGCCCUUUUUCUGCCCCAGCAUCGCUUCCUUUGGUACCUGAGGCAGUACCUGCAGAGAAACGCUGAUCCCAAAAGUGAAGUGGGGAAGUAUGCGGUGUACUGUCAGCGGUCAGUAGAGAGAGCGCUGCAGAAUGGAGAACGAGAGGCCAAGCCUUCUCGUAUGGAGAUUGUGUCUAUUCUGCUAAGAAACCCGUACCAUCACUCACUACCUUUCAGCAUACCUGUCCACUUCAUGAACAAUACCUACCAGGUGGUGGGGUUUGAUGGUUCCACCACAGUGGAGGAAUUUGUGAACACGCUGAACCAAAGAGCAGGCAUGAGGAAGCCUCAGCUCUCUGGCUUCGCCCUCUUCACUGACGACCCCUCAGGAAAAGACCUGGAGCACUGCCUGCAGCCUGCUGCCAAGAUAUGUGAUGUGAUCUCGAAGUGGGAACAGGCCCUGAAAGAACUGCAACCUGGGAAGUAUGAGGGGACACGCAUUGUUCGUUUAACAUACAAAAGCAGGCUGUGGUUCCGAGCACAGGCGAAAGGGGAGACUGAGAGAGAGCGCCUCCUGCUGGCAUAUCAAGUGAAUGAAGAGGUGCAUCAAGGACAUUUUCCUGUCAACAAGGAGUUGGCCCUGGAAGUGGCAGCGCUAAUGGCCCAGGUGGAACAUGGGGACUUGGAUCGGACAACUGCAUCUCCCAGCGGGUCUCCUCAGUCUAAGAUCCAACAGAUACUGCUGCAGGUUCUGGAACGGUUCUACCCCAAACGCUACAAACAAGACUACAGCAUGGAGCAACUCCGGGAACUGGCUGAGCGGCUGGCCGCUAAGUGGUCUGUUCUGCGGGGUUGCACUGCUGCCGAAUGUGUGAGGAUCUAUUUGACUGUGGCACGCAAAUGGCCCCUGUUUGGAGCCAAACUAUUCAGUGCCAAACCAGUGCCUCCCUCUGCGUUACAGCAGACACAAGUGUGGCUUGCUGUCAGCGAGGACGGGUUAAGUGUGUUAGAUUACUCCAUGCACCUGUUGGUCACUUACCCAUACCAGUCAGUGAUUACCUUUGGAGGGUGCAAGGAGGACUUCAUGGUGGUGGUCAGCCAGACUAAAGACCAGGCUUUGGGGAAGAGGACUGUGGACAAGCUUGUUUUUGCGAUGGCUAAGCCAAAGAUUUUAGAAUUGACUCUGCUGAUGGCCAGCUAUAUCAACUACUGGACGUCAGGCCUUCCAGCAGCCGGGAAUCAGACGCAGCCCUCCACACUGGCGUCUCGAGGAGACAGGAAGCUGUGGGACAUUGACAGCAGACACUUCCCCUCAAUGACAUACACAACCAAAGGCCCCACACUUUUGUGAGGGCUUAACAGUUCCGAUAACAGACAGUCCAAACAUGUACACAGGGUACUGAGAGAGCUAAAGCCGAAGAUUUCCUCUGUCUUGCGUAAACACCCUCUGGUGGUCAUCAUGGUCUUUACGCAGUAUUUGCAAUUGCACAGACCUCAAACUUCUGAGUGGGAAGUGGGAUGAAAAGCCAGAACAUGAAUUAUUUUUUGUCAUUCAUCACGUGAAAAGAUUAAAUACUUGCAAAAAAGAAGGACAAGCAGUCCUGUUAUUUAUAAGCUACACAUUCCUUGGACCCUUACUGUGAGCCGCUCUGCGAGUGGGAUUUCAGGGUCACGCAGCCCCUCUACUCCUCUCUUUCCUACCACUUCUCUACUCAAUUAAGAUGGAAAAGAGGUUUUGCCAGUGCCUGAAAAGAGAGAGUACAGACCACUAGCAAAGGUACUUUUGACUAGAUAUUGACUGAGGCAUAAAGGAAAAAGACAGUAUGUAAAUCAUUAGUGCUUUUAACAAGGGCUUCUAGCUGGAGUUCUGUGCCCAUUUUUUUAAAUCCUGCUUUGAUUCUCUUAGCUGUACCUCUGUUUUGCAUUAUUUUUCAUUUUUAAGGUUUUUUUUGGUUGUUUAUUUGAAUAGUAUGUUUACUGGAGUCUGUCUCAAUGUUUGUACCAUCUCACAUACAUUUCUACACGUUAUAAUUAAAAUUUUAAGGACAAAUAGUUAUGUGCAGAUGACUUUUUGAUCAAAGUAGCCUAAAAAUUGUCCUAAGUUAAAACGCAGAAAUUUUGGGGCUGGAUGACCUCAGACAUUGGCACUUCUGUUCUCUUAUAACUGAAUUAUUACCCAUAAUUAAUUGAAUUGAUAUUUAGUUAUUCUCACUGAUAACAAUUAUUAGUUUUUUAUUUUAAAAAAAGAAAAAAAAAGAAAUAUUACAUUUUUAUGUCAUCCCUUAAAAUGAAAUGAACUGAACAGACUCACCUCUGUUACUACGAUGCAUUGGAAAAUGUGGACUUUUACCAAUCAAUAAAGUACAAAUCUAUUUCACAGGACGGUCACAAAUCAAACGUGUUUACACCUGUUUAAAUCUUUAAUGGAAACUGUUGACAGGGCUGUAGCAUAGAAUAAUGGGACAUAUUACAACAUGCUGCGCUGAUACGCAGUCCUUUAAGAAGGGGAUGUUGAUCUUCUGAUAUGUUGAUGUAGAAAUUAAUCUGCAAAAGAGCUAUCAAAUUAUUGAUUGACUUGAAUUGUUCUAUGGAUCAAACCACUGUCUUGUUUUAGGUAUUUAUUUUGUUUUCAUAACGUUGCUGCUUUUAGUGAAAAACAGCUUGCUUCCCUAAGCCAGUCCUCGCUGAAUUUUCUUGAGUAAUUCCAAGAAGCUAUGGAAUAAUGCCCUCUUCUCACUCUACAAAUAGGCUGUCCAUAGACAAACCGAGAGCGCUGUGAAGGCAUCAAAUCUUUUAUGCAUGAAUAAUUUGUGUUGUAAAUAAAAGGUACGUUGUUCUGCUCUAA